AUGCAGGCCCUAAGCGUUCCUAUUUUACUGUACGUCUUCGCCAUCGCGUAUGGAUUCCCCGAGCCCCAAAUUGUCGGUGGCACAGAUGCACCAAUCGGUAUGUUUCCAUACCAAGUCUCCCUGAGACAAUAUGACAGACAUUUCUGUGGUGGAUCCAUUAUUAGCUCCAGAUACGUCCUGACUGCAGCUCACUGUGUCGAGGGAAUAUAUGAUAAAUCGAGUGUCACCAUCCAUGCUGGAACGAAUGUUUUGAGUUCGAAGGGCGAAAGUUACGGAGUGCAGAAAAUUGUUUCUCAUAGCGGCUAUGACUCAAGUCUUCUUAUAAACGAUGUGGCUAUAAUUCGCGUCAACAAAGAGAUUGAAUUCAAUGAUUUAGUACGACCGAUUCCACUGGCUGCGGGCAACAAUACUUUCGAAGGAUCAGAGUGUACUUUAUCCGGAUGGGGCAGAAUUAAAGCUGGAGGACCUAUUCCAGACAAGUUGCAAUAUAUAACCCUACUCAUUGAAAGCGAAGCAAAGUGUAAACGAGCACACGAUAAUGUGGAAAGUUCUCAUAUCUGCACAUUCACCAAAUUUGGCGAAGGAGCAUGCAACGGUGACUCCGGUAGUCCUCUCGUUAUCAAUGACCUACAAGUUGGUAUUGUAUCAUUUGGAAUGCCUUGUGGUGUUGGUUACCCUGAUGUCUACAGUAGAGUAUCCUCAUUCACGACUUGGAUCAAGGAACAGUAUACUCUCCUUCAGAAGGACGAAAUUGCAGCACAACCGGAAGACAUCAUUUUCGUUCCCUAA
Molecule: messenger RNA, 789 nt
Organism: Megachile rotundata (alfalfa leafcutting bee)
Lineage: Eukaryota; Metazoa; Arthropoda; Insecta; Hymenoptera; Megachilidae
Product: chymotrypsin-1-like
Biological process (GO): proteolysis
Molecular function (GO): serine-type endopeptidase activity
Source: RefSeq, a predicted model, not a curated record